Messenger RNA from Neurospora crassa OR74A, 1098 nucleotides. RefSeq lists its product as hypothetical. Gene Ontology annotation, cellular component: cytoplasm; nucleus. The transcript has 2 exons. Lineage: Eukaryota; Fungi; Ascomycota; Sordariomycetes; Sordariales; Sordariaceae. The record is from RefSeq and is a predicted model, not a curated record. Bases 1 to 1098 code for a protein of 365 amino acids. Gene Ontology annotation, molecular function: RNA polymerase core enzyme binding; RNA polymerase II CTD heptapeptide repeat phosphatase activity.
AUGUCAUCCACCAGCCCACCACAACAGCAGCAGCGCGACUUCAUCUCCCCCGGCGGCCCCCUCCCCAUCUCCUUCCCCGACCUAUCUUCCCUCCCCACCGAACAGCGGCUCGCCCACGAACAAGCCCUCCUCCUCCAACGUCUAUCCCAAACCGAGCUCAAGCCCGCCAUCCCCCUCGAAACCAUCGAGCUCCUCUCCUCCUCCUUCCCCACCCAGCGCACGACACCUCCCGCCUUACACCCUCUCAACCACCAGCCCCUGAGCGCCGCCAACCCUCACCCCGAGGACGCCCGUCAGUUUCUCAAAUUGGUCGCCGACUUCACGCCGCGGGAGUAUCUGGAGCUCAUCGAGGAGCGCAACUGUCUGGGUGCGUGUGGGUACGUGCUCUGUCCGCGGAAGAGGAGGCAGUAUGAGGGGGAGUACAAGAUCAUUAUGCGGACGGGCAACAUUGCCAAGACGGAGGACUUGAACAAGUGGUGCUCGGAUGCGUGUGCGGUCCGGGCGCUGUAUGUGAAAGUGCAGUUGGAUAAUCCGAGUUAUAUGACGGAUUUGGAGACGGGGAAGCGGGUGGUUAAAGUUGAGUUGAGGGAGGAGGAGGAGGAGAAGAAGAAGAAGAAGAAGCCAUCGUCUGGAGAGGAAGAGAAGGCCAAGGACAAGGCAACGACAAGUAUCAAAGAAGCGGAGGACAAAGUCGCUGCUGACCUGGCGAGAUUGGAUCUUAACAGGAAGGCCGAGAUUUCGGACAAGGCUGCGCAGAUGCAGAGGGAUGCUGACGCUUUGGCGGUUGAGAGAGGCCAGGGCAGCGGGAAGCUGGAUAGGCUGCUAGCCGGUCAAGGUGUGGAAGUUACGAUCCGGGAGAAGCCAACGACAGGUCCGGCAAAAGCACCGGAUCACGCUAAGGCGUCUUCUACGUCCCGGAAGAAGAACCCGCAGGAUGCCCAUCGUAUGGUUGAAGGCCACAAGCCUAGGUUCGGCACUGAUAUCAGGAGCCAGGAAGCUGCAAAGAACGAUGGUAGCGAGAGCGAAAGUGAAGAUACCGAUGAGGACGAUGAUGAUAUUAAUGACUAUCUGUCGGGACGCAUGCAAAUAUCCAUGUAG